AUGACGAAGUUAUCCAUUUGUCCAGAGCUCCACUGCAAAAAUGGCUACUCAGAGAGAGAGAAAUGGCCAUGGCUAUGGCGGCGAUGGUAGCGAGGUUGAUGAUGUCUGAAGAACUUGAAGAACGUGCCCAAAAACAGAGGCAGUGGUAGUGGCAGUCGCAGCCCUAAAAAACUUUUCUUCCAUACAAAGCUCGCACCGGUGGGCCCUCCCCCAACCGUCACCAAAUUCUUCCACUUUCACCCAACACCAUCACCAUUCUCUCUUUCAUCCCACCAUUGUCAAAAUCUUCCUCCUCUGCUUCUUUCUUUCUUUCCCUACCUUUUUCUCCAUGUCUUUAAUGGCGGCCGAUUUGCGAAUUCUUCGUCAAAAGAUAAAGGGUCGGUGCUAGGUGAGCAUCUGGUCCUCUCUUUGUUUUUUUGGCUGUCAACGGAGAUGCCCACAUUCUAAAAGUCUUGGUUGUUUUCUGUGCGGGCGGUGGAAUUGCUGAAAUUGGAUAUUUUGGACUUUCUGUGAAGAAUUUGGUGGGGACUACUAGGGAGAAUUUUGCUGAAUUUCGAUCAAUUUCGGUUCGAUUUGGAGAGUUGAAGCGUGUUUCGGGAAAUUUUUUUCAGGGCUUUGAAUCUGUUCAGGCUAGAGAUUGAUUUGCAAAUUGUGGCGUUUUUGAGUUGAGCUGACUGGAAAUCGUGAAAUUGUACUGAAUCGGAAGUUGCUGAAUUUGGGUUUUGAUGCUUUUGAUCAACCUUUUCUUUAGCAAGAAGAAUUGAUGAACCGUUUGCGAUCAUGAAAUUUUGUUGGAGAUGAUGGUCCUUUAGAUGUCUUUUCUUCGAAGUUAACUACGAAUCUCUCAAUAUUCUAAGAUUUUACCGAGUUUUUUAGCACUUUACAGCGCUCUGAUUCGAUACCUUGCCAUCUUAAGAAGCUGGGAUUGAAUUUUGCUGUGUUUCACCCGAUUGAUCAUCUGGAUUCCAUGCCAAUUCUUCUCUGCACUGGCCUUUUAAGCUUCUGCUCUCGAGAUUUCAUGCAGCCAUACAAGUGAAAGAUUUUGGACAGAAUUUUUUGGAAGAAAAUGGCGAAGAAGUCCAAAAGACUUACGGUGCGUUAUGAGAAGGAUCAAUCGGGCUGUAUGUGGGGUUUGAUUAGUUUAUUCGAUUUCCGCCAUGGCCGCGCCUCGAGGAAGUUAUUAGCAGACAGGAAGCGUCCGAACAGGCAAACUGUUGGUGCUGGAAAUUCAAGAAAUAAGUUCGAGAUUUUGGCUAAUUUGGAUGAAGAUUGUACUUCUACUUUGGACAGUGAAGAAUGCAAGAGACUGGACAUUGGAAAGCCUAGUGUGAAGAAACUCAUAGAAGAAGAGAUGUUCGGCGAGCAGGACAUGAAGAGGACCGAGUGUGAACACUCGAGCAACUUAAAGACGACUGAUCAGAAGAAAAUGAAGAAGUGUCGCAAGAAUAGCUGUGAUAUUGAUGCUGAUUCCUUUAAUGCUGCUGAGUUUUUGAAGGAAAAAAGUGCUAAUAAUAUCCCUGUUGAUGUGAUGCUGAAGGAAAUUUACAGUCAGAUCCACCGGAAGAGCACAAGUGAAAUGAAGUUUGACCCGGAUGAUAAAGCAGAUAUGCAAUCAAAUGGGUAUCUGGCUGAUUUAGAGCAAAAAGUAUUCGAGGCAAUUAAGGAAUAUUUAGGCCAGAAGUUCAAUAUUGGGAAAGAUUUCACUGAAAUUCAGAAAGUUCAACAUUCGAGAGAGAUCAUGGAUGCACUUCAGAUUCCCCAUUCCAAUGAUGAGCUGUUUCUAGAACUCGCACAAAACCCAAACUCUGUGUUGCUAAAGUACAUUAGAAAUUUGCACGAUAGGGAAGGAACCUAUCGAAAGGGAACGAUAACUGAGGAAUCCAAGUCACACGAGUUCGGUGAAGUUAGGCAGUCUGAGGAGCUUGUUGAUUAUAAGCAACGUUUAUUUUUCAGGAGAAAGGUCAAGCAUCGGGGAAGGAACCCAUCGAAAGGGAAUGAUAACUCUGAUGCCUCGAGUAAAAUUGUCAUCCUAAAGCCAGGGCCGAAAGGCUUGGUGAAUUCUGAGGCCGAGACCAUCCAUCCAUCAGCCCAAAAUUCUACUGCUGAUGAUAAAAGGAAAGUGCCGAAUGAGAGGGUUAGUUCUAACUUUUUUCUUGCUGAAAUCAAGAGGAAGUUUAAAUAUGCUAUGGGAAAAGAUCACCAUGAACUCUCUGCUAAUGUUUCUGAUAGAUUUCAUUGUGAUCAUCACACUAUGAGAGAGAGUGAAAAGGGUGUUAUCAAGGAAAAUGCUGCAAGGAAUUCUACUAGUAAGGACCAUUUUUUUAUUGAAAGAAUUUCCAGACCUUCCAUCAAUGGCAAGCGAGCAGAGAAGGCUGGGAAACUGAAAAACUUGGAAGUAAAUCAAGAUUUGGGAAAUAUUUAUAACAAUAGGAGAAGCCCGUCUAAUAUUUAUGUCGAGGCGAAGAAACAUCUUUCUGAGAUGCUUAGCAGUGGGGACGAGAGUGUAGAUUUUUUAAGGGGACACGUACCUAAGACACUCGGUCGGAUUCUCUCUAUUCCUGAGUAUAGUUUUUCUCCCAUUAGUAGUCCUAAAAAGGACUACAAGCACAGCCCAAUUACUUCAGAGAUGAGAUUUUCUGCUGGUAUCAGUCUUUUAAAUGGUAAUAGUAAUGAAAUUAUGCUAUCGCCCAAGGGCGUAAAUAACGAUAUUCCAAUCAGUCCAGGAAAAGUUCCAUUGUGCGUUUCUGAUGACACCCCAAGCACCGUGCAGCCUCCAAUUGAUAGCCAUAAUAUUGUUGAUCAAAGUACAAGGGAAGUUGAUGUGAGCUCUAGUACUAAUGGGAUGAAUUCUGAAGGUGAUAUUGAGAUUCUAAAAGUGAACGAAAUUGCAGUCCAUGAGGAGAGAAGUAUUUUGGACACUCCCUCUGAUUCAAUUGGCUCUUCCCCUCCGAGAGAAGAUCAGAACGGUAAAAUGCUCGAUGCAUGUGAUGAGAGAAGUGUUUCUGAUGUUUCCUCUGACCCGAUCGCCUCUUCCCCCAUCAGAGAAGAUCAUAACGAUGACACGCCAGAUGUGGGCGAUGAUAAACCUUCCAAAAGCUUGCCUCAAGAUUUGAGUGAAGAAAAUAGAUUGCCACCAUCUCCCUCAACAUCUCCCUCCAGCUCAUCUACACUCGAAAAGGCUGUUGGAGAUUUAGAGUGCAUUUCUGAUGUUCAGGAGCGGCCGAGCCCUGUUUCUGUUCUAGAGCCACUAUUUUUAGAGGAUAACUUGAGCCCCGUGUGCGCCAUGUCUCUGCCUGUGGGGUUACCAGUACAACCAGUGCAUAUUGAAUUUGAAGAUCGUGAACAUGCAGAAACCGAUAAAGCUAGCGUCCCGAAAUCGUUUAAGGAAGAUAAGGAAGUCAUUUUUGACUAUGUAAAGGCAGUGUUAUUAGCGUCAGGCCUUACCUGGAACCAAAUCUGUGUAAAGUGGCUUUCUUCAGAACAGCUUCUUGACUUGUUACUAAUUGACGAAGUAGAGCUUUUUCCAAACCAGCUAUGCUCCGACCAUAAGCUCCUCUUCGACUGUAUUAACGAAGUACUCGCAGACGUGUGCCAAAGCUAUCCUCCAUGGUUCUCAUUUGUAAAGCCUAAUUUACGGUCCGAAUAUCUUGUCGAGAUUUGUGAAGGAGUAUAUUGGCUUCUUCUUCCAUUGCCACAGCCUCUUACAUUGGACCACCUUGUUACAAAGGACAUGAGCAGAAGCAGAGCAUGGAUGCACCUUCAUUCUGAUGCUGAAACUAUUGGUACUGAGACGUGUGAAGCCAUAUUUGACGAUUUGGUGGAUGAUACAAUAUUAAGCUGCGUCUUACACGAUAGUUCAGAAUCCGAUGACGGAUCUCACUCGGAGAAUGGAGAUGUGAGGGAUAACUUGUAAAGAAUUAGAGUCAGUCUGCAUCUGGUGAUCGUAAUAAUCAACUAGGGAGGGCCCCUUCUUUACGAACUAUAAUACGACUGAGCUUUUGUUCUAACUUGGUCUCCUGCGAUCUGUGUAGAUAUCAUCAACCACAAUCUUAAUAGUUCCAUAACCAUGGCUUUUUCUAGCCUUCCCUGGUUGUUUUGUCGUCAAACUAAUGCCUUCGACGGAGAAGGUUCAAGAGUUCGUUCGUCCGCAGAAACAGUCUGGUUUUUUCCAGAUAUCAUCUUUGGGAUCAGGUGCGAGGUUCACCUAGCUGUGUCGUUGGAGGUGGCAGCCUCCUUUGUAGAUCUUGUAGAGUUUUGUGUGUUAUAUUAGUCGAGGAUAUAUCAAUAUCGAUAUGGCGUGGUUUGAUUCAUUGAUUUUUUUUUUUUCUGUUCUGGUCACUUGUUAGUGUCUCGUGCGCUUUGUCGCCAUAUUUGCAAAGCUUUUAUGACAAUGACUGAGAAUUUGCUUGUUUUUCGUAUAAAGAUGUAAUAAAGGGCGUUCCCUAUUGACAUUUUCACGCACUGAAGAAGAAGUUUUAUGCAUUAGCUUUUCCUUUGCUAAA
Molecule: messenger RNA, 4502 nt
Organism: Momordica charantia (bitter melon)
Lineage: Eukaryota; Viridiplantae; Streptophyta; Magnoliopsida; Cucurbitales; Cucurbitaceae
Source: RefSeq, a predicted model, not a curated record